AUGUCCCCAGUGUCCCCAACAAUCCCUGUCCCCAACAUUCCAUGUCCCCUCUGUCUCAUUGUCCCCAAAACUCCAUGUCCCACUGUCCCCAACAUUCCAUGUCCCCAACAUCCCUCAUAUCCCCUCUGUCCCAGUGCCCCCAACAUUCCACCCCUCUGUCCCAUUGUCCCCAAAACUCCAUGUCCCAGUGUUCCCAACAUUCCACGUCCCCAACAUUCCACAUCCCCUCUGUCCCA
This is a messenger RNA of Lepidothrix coronata (blue-crowned manakin), 236 nucleotides long. RefSeq names its product sperm mitochondrial-associated cysteine-rich protein-like. The record is from RefSeq and is a predicted model, not a curated record. The annotation marks the transcript as partial. The transcript has 2 exons. Lineage: Eukaryota; Metazoa; Chordata; Aves; Passeriformes; Pipridae.